AUGAGUGAAACUGAACCACCCGUUGAUAAACGUCCAAGUGUGGCUGAAAUCCUCGCACAUAAAUCCUACCCAGAUACAAUAUGGAGACUUACCCCAACGCAGAGUGGAAAGUUGCCGAUUGGAGUUGGUAGAGGAGGUCCGUUCAAGAUAGACUGGGAGGUUCAUGGCAGUGGAGAGACGAAGGUUGUGUGGAUUAUGGGCUUAGGUUCUAACAAGUCAACAUGGCAAAGACAAACCCUGUACUUUGGUCAUGAAAGAGGAGAUAAAUAUUCCUCGUUAGUAUUUGAUAAUCGAGGUAUGGGCGGAUCAGACACCCCCAUCCUACGAUAUUCUACCUCGGAAAUGGCCAAGGAUUGUAUCGAGCUACUCGACCAUUUAGGUUGGACGAAGGACAGACAACUUAACAUCACUGGAGUUAGCAUGGGUGGAAUGAUUGCACAAGAACUGGCAUUGAUGAUACCAAACCGAAUUGCUACUCUCAAUUUACUUUCCACAGCACCUUACAUCGAAAAUACGACUAGCUUCUUCGAAAAUUUGCGCACGAGAGUUAUGAUGUUUGUCCCCAAGCCACUUGAUCGAUCUGUUUUGGAUGCAUCGUUGUCGUUAUUUCCUGCGUCAUGGCUAUCAUUACCAGAUACUACCCAUCUGCCUUCGGAAUCAACCCCCUUGGUUGAAUCACCACCAGGUCAUCCUUUCCCCUAUGCACACUUCUCUACCAAUUACGAGCGUUUUGCUGCUGCUGAAUUAACCAAACGACUCGAUCCUAAAGCUUUCAAAACGUACGGGUUUCUGCUCCAGGCUAUUGCUGCUGGUUGGCACCACAAGAGCCCUGCGCAAUUGAAAGAACUAGGGGACAAAGUGGGAAGAGACAGAAUCGCAGUCAUGCAUGGCACACUUGACCGACUUAUAUCAUUUCCUCAUGGCGAGAAACUGAUGGCAUUUCUUCAACCAGGUAGAGCGGAAAUCCGAGAAGGUGUUGGGCAUGCAAUUCCUAUCCAGGAAGAAGAUUGGUUUCACGAGAAGAUGGUGGCAUUUUUUGAGGAAUUUAAUUGAGAUAAAGAGGAAUAUAGAUUCAAACACAUCUAAAGUACACCAUGUUGUCAAUAAAUAGAUACCUUCAUCAUAGAUCCGCAU
Messenger RNA from Botrytis sinoallii, 1134 nucleotides. RefSeq lists its product as uncharacterized. The transcript has 6 exons. The record is from RefSeq and is a predicted model, not a curated record. NCBI's taxonomy places the organism in Eukaryota, Fungi, Ascomycota, Leotiomycetes, Helotiales, Sclerotiniaceae. The coding region runs from base 1 to 1053 and encodes 350 amino acids.